AUUUCUACAUUAUCACUAAUUAAUAACACUGAGCUACUUCAAACUAUACCACUGAAGUUGUUUCCCCAAUAUGCAAAUUUGCAUGCUAUUUUUAUACCAAACGUGUAUUUUAUCCCUUUCUUUAUACUUCUUUCUUUCCUAAAUAAUCAUUUCUGUCAUUAAGGAUUUGAACAAUAAAUGUUCAUUAGUAUUUAAUGUCAAUCUUCUAAACUGCAUUCUAUAAUUUCAAUGCUUGUUUUGGUAUACAACAACUUUUUCUGGGUGUACUGUUAUUUACUUCACGUGUCGAAUUUAGUCCUAUAAAUAGAACUGUCAAACGGUAAGAACUCCGUUAUUACUGAUUAAGACAUGUAAUCUAACCAAAAAUUACUUUUAAAUAAUCUUAUAAAAAUGAGUGAAGCCGUUAUAAUUCGUUUUGUAACUUUGCUAAAAUAAUUGUUUAGUUUGUAAACAUAAAAAUACACCCACGUACCCGUGAUAAACGUUUGUGGCUUCACUGCCCGGCGCUGUCAAACAACCGCUUAUAUAUGCAAACGACCCCAGCACAGCUGAAUAAUCAGCUCUGGCUGGAAUUCCAGCAAUGCGGGUGACCUGACCCAGCCUUGCUGGGCUAUCGCACAUGCGCUGUGCGUGUCUAUAGUUGUUGCCGUAAAACGACCUAAUUACUAAAUAAUUAAUAAGUAGAAAUAGGUAAUUAAUUAUGUUUUACCUCUAUUAAACAUCUACUUAAAUUAAUUACAUUGCAUAACUAAAUGUUAAUACUUUAUCGGUAACAUCAUAUGUAAAUAACUAUAUUAACCGACAAUAAUUGCCGUAACACGAAUCGUCGCUAAUGAUGGCCGUUCAAACGUGUCUUCUCACAGUUUAUUCAUCUUCACCACGGACAAUACGAUGUGGAAUCCUCUGUUCCUCUGUUGGCAAACAAUUAGAAACAUGUCUUUUCAGAGGUCCCCGGAUGUAAUUCUACUUCAUAGCAGUUCCAGAAGAUGACGACGACGACGACAACGACGACAUGGUUAAGUUGAACAAAUGCCAGAUCAUCUUCAACACCAACAUCAUAAUCCACGUGCUCGCGUGCUUCAUAGGAAUUGCAUCAUGGGUAGACAUGAGCGGCCUCUGGCUUCAGCUCCCAAUAUUCGUCACGGUUCUCCCUGAAAAAUGGACUCUCUCCAGCUACGUGGUCCUCAUUCAACAGGCGGCAACCAUAGGUCCGAUAAUAUUCGCCAUCUGCGCAUGCGUCUUUGCCAGAAAGAAGGUCGAGCAGCCGACUUCCUGUCUGAUCAUCGUCAUUGGAAUUGUCGCCUGCGUGUUGCUGUCCUUCUUCUGGGACAAGACGUCGGUCAUUGGCGAAACCGAACAUUCCACCGGUCUGUUCGCGCUGUCUUUCAUGCUGUCCUUCGUCGACACGACAUCAUCGUUGGCGUUUCUAUCGUUCAUGACGAUGCUCCAACCAGACUACUUGCCAUCAUACUUCGUCGGAGAAGGACUCAGCACUCUGCUUCCAGCUUUGGUGGCUGUUGGCCAGGGGUCUGGAAACGUGAACUGUGUUAACAUAAGCAGCCACGUUUCUGAGUUUAAGAACGGGACGUGGAACAAUUAUACCACGCACUACGAGGUACCAGUCUUCGACCCUCCCGUGUUUUCGGUCCAGUAUUUCUUUCUCAUCCUUGCCGGAUUCCUGACUCUUUCUCUCAUAUCGUUCAUUCUGCUGAUGUGUUUUCCCAUGUGCAAUGUGUUCGAGGCAGCGUACAGUUCUCACACAAGAUCAUACAGCUUAGAGAAAACUGGAGCUGACAACAUCGAACUAGAAAUACUAGGAGUCGCCUACAUCAAGACCGACGUAGAUCUGAAACGGCACAAAUCUGCAGGCCUCAUUAACAAGAACAACGGGGUAGACAGAGAAAGCGCAGAAAACACUGAGCCAGUUUCCAAGAGAAUCACCACAGAAGAUUCACAACAGACUCAAAGGCCCGAGAGAGUGACAAGUAAGCAUACACGAUCACACAGCUCAGAGAUAAAUGGAGACGACAACCGAGAACUAGAACUCCAAGAAAAAGCUGAUACAAUGCCAAUGAGAAGCAUCACCAUAACAGAAACGCAACAGACACAAAGCUCCGAAUCAAAGCAAGAGGCCGCAGACGACAGAAAACCGGUUACGACCAGACUGCUCGUGUUCCUGCUGGCUCAGACCUGCUGGAAGGGGAUUCUGUUCACCAUCACCAUCUCGGUCCACACAUACUUGUCACUGCCGUAUGGCCUGAACGUGUACCACGUCAACAACAUUCUGGGAAGCGUCGCCCUGCCAGCGGGAUCUCUCCUCUGCCUCUUCCUGCCAAUGUAUUCCACAGUCGGGGUGACCCUCCUGACGGUUUUCUACUCGGGUCUCUCGGCAUACGUCUUCUACAUGGCGUCCCAGAGUCCGAACCCUCCACUCGUCAAUGAUGAAGCUGGGCCACCUGUUCUGAUGACCCUACUCGUUAUUCUGAUGUUGCUGUGGUCAUACAGUCAGGUAGCCAUAGCCGGGAUUCUUCGGACCAGGGGUCGACGCUCCAUGAUCUGGAUGGGGGUUUCAAUCCAGAUCGGCAACGUGAUUGGAGGAAUUGCUGCUUACGUCAUGGUGAAUGAGUUCCAUUUGUUCAAGGACGCGCAGCCAUGUUGAAUUCUGAAUACGAAACCAAGAUCUGCGAUUUACUCUCUCUCUCUCUCUCUCUCUCUCUCUCUCUCUCUCUCUCUCUCUCUCUCUCUCUCUCUCUCUCUCUCUCUCUCUCUCUCUCGUUUUGUUUUUGGUUAUUUUUUUGCUGGGUCGUCUGGACACGAAACUGGAAUUGUUUUUCCUUUGCGACGAAAAUACUCGUUAUUCGAAUUAAAUAGCAGGAUUUUCAGCUAUACACCAA
Gigantopelta aegis is the source of this 2894-nucleotide messenger RNA. RefSeq names its product solute carrier family 52, riboflavin transporter, member 3-B-like. The record is from RefSeq and is a predicted model, not a curated record. Bases 1013 to 2659 code for a protein of 548 amino acids. Lineage: Eukaryota; Metazoa; Mollusca; Gastropoda; Neomphalida; Peltospiridae. Gene Ontology annotation, biological process: riboflavin transport. The transcript is spliced from 3 exons. Gene Ontology annotation, cellular component: plasma membrane. Gene Ontology annotation, molecular function: riboflavin transmembrane transporter activity.